Messenger RNA from Metarhizium robertsii ARSEF 23, 564 nucleotides. RefSeq lists its product as uncharacterized. The coding region runs from base 1 to 564 and encodes 187 amino acids. The transcript has 4 exons. The record is from RefSeq and is a predicted model, not a curated record. NCBI's taxonomy places the organism in Eukaryota, Fungi, Ascomycota, Sordariomycetes, Hypocreales, Clavicipitaceae.
AUGUGCUCACCUACGGGCUCUUCACACCUCGAUUUUCUUGCCGCCUUCUUCUCAUCCAAGUGUUCGCGGACACGGAGCCUUGUUGUCAUCCAGGGUAUCGGCAAUGUUGUAACCGACGUAUUUCUGCUUGUCCUCCCACUCCCGGUCGUCUGGACGCUGCGUAUACCUCUGGGACGCAAGCUUGGGGUCUCAUGCAUGUUUUUAGUUGGCCUCUCCGCUUGUGCUUCCAGCGCCAUGGGACUCUACUACCGAGCACUGUAUUACGACGCUGGCCAAAACAACAUCAGACUAGUUGUCACUGUAUGGGCAACAGCGUUUGAAUGCCAGCAUAGCGGAAGUGGCAGCCGGCGUCAUGAUCUGUUGCAUGCCACCCACGGCCGCACUGUUGAAAUGCUUGAAACAGUCGAUAAACUCGUCGAUGAGCAUUCACAAUCCUAUCACCUGCCCCCCAGCGCUCGCAAGCGAUACACGGCUUGGGUUGAUACCGAAGUCGACACAUUAUCUCUGCGGGAGAUGAACCUGAGCAACGGCAGCGUCCGAAAGAAAACCAAGGUCAAGAUGUAA